AUGGCGGUCUCCGAAAACCUGGCGGCUGUGCCUAUGUCGCAGAUUGCCAAAACCGCAGCGGUUCUUGAAUCUUCUGAGCAUCGAGACAUGCUUGAUGUCAUCGACACGCUUCGCUCGCAGGGUAUAUCUCGUUAUGUCGACUUGCCUCAGAUUAUCGUCUGUGGUGAUCAGUCUUCCGGCAAGAGCUCUGUCCUGGAGGCCAUCUCGCGAGUAGAUUUUCCCACCAAGGACGGUCUCUGCACCCGGUUCGCUACUGAACUGAUCCUGCGUCGCAGCGAGACCGAAGACCUACGAAUCUACAUUGUUCCUGGCCCUGACCGCAAUGACAAGGAGAAAGAGAGUCUGUCAUCUGUUCGCUUUAUGGCGGAUUUCAGCUCUAUUGGUGACGCUAUCGAGCAGGCCAAGUCGUCCAUGGAGGCUGCUGGUAACCAAGGCACCAACUUCUUUAGUGACACUCUUCGCGUCGAAAUAUCAGGUCCGGAUCAGCCUCAUCUCACAAUGGUGGAUCUUCCUGGUCUCUUCCUGGCCUCCAACAAGGCGCAGUCGUAUUCCGAUGCCGAAAUGGUCAAAAAGAUGGUCCUUUCCUACAUGAAGAAACCACGAAGCAUCAUCCUCGCUGUUGUGUCCGCCAGUAAUGAGUUUGUCCUCCAACAAGUCACCCAACUUGCUCGCGAGAUCGAUCCUAGUGGCAAACGAACACUUGGCCUGAUCACCAAGCCUGACAAACUUGACCAGGGUUCCGAGACCGAACAGUACUAUGUGCAGCUUGCCCAGAACACAAACGUGAAGCUCACCCUCGGCUGGCAUGUCCUACGCAACCGGAGCUAUGCGGAAAGCAUGGCCACCUCGCGGGAGCGUGACAAUCGAGAAGCAUCCUUCUUUCAGGGCGCACCUUGGGAUGCUCUGCCUACCGGACAUAAGGGUAUUGCGGCUCUGAGGUCGCGACUGAGCACAAUCCUCCGAGACCAAAUCUUAUCACAGCUUCCUAGCGUUAUCUCCGAUGUCAAGACCGGUCUUAAGGAAUCCGAGACGCAGCUCGAUCGGCUAGGCAGUGCACGCGCGACCAUUACCGAUCAACGUUCAUACUUGCUAAUGUGCAGUCAGGAGUUCACCUCGCUCAUUCGCCAAGCCACUGAAGGACACUAUUUCCACACCUUCUUCCAGGGUAAACUUGGUGAGACCAUGGACGCAACCCGCCUACGAGCUGUUGUACAGCAGAGAUUGACACACUUCGCUACCCACAUGCAAACCAAUGGCAAAAAGGAGCAAAUCAUUGAUGCCCGUGAAUCUGAUGAAAUGCAGCAGGGUCAGAUCAGCCGCUCUUUCUACCUUGACAAAGUUCGUUUUAUCAUGGAGAAUUGCCGCGGCAAGGAACUCGCAGGCAUGUUUAAUCCUGCAGUCGUUUCCCAGCUAUUCCGCCAACAGUCUGAACCUUGGGAGGCGAUCGCCCAAACAGCAAUGAAGGAUAUUGUCGCAUCUGCUCAAGCUACAGUCGAUGCUGCCCUGAGCGCAACCACGGAACGUUUCAGGGACUCCAUCGAAAGCGCCUUGCGCGCCGCCAUCCCGAACAUCAAUUUCAGCAAUGGUCCGCAGCCACUUCUUGUUGACCCGCGGGCACUCUUGAACAAUAUUGCAGCCGAAUCAGAACCCAGCAUGGACAAAUACACUUGCCAGCUUGCUGUCGACACAAUGGAAGCUUACUACAAGGUCGCGCUGAAGAAAUUCAUUGAUGAUUUUAGUGUCGAUGCUGUGGAAAUGUGUCUCAUCAAGAAGCUUCCCGGCGUCUUUUCUCUCGAGGUUGUCUCUCGCCUUGACGAUGCAGACAUUUUACGCCUCGCCUCCGAGAGUGAUUCGGCCAUUGAACAGCGGGAGGAGUUACUCGAGAAGAAGAAGGUGCUGGAGUCUGCCCUCGAGGCUUUGCACCGCAUUUCCGUUGUCCGUAGCUAG
This is a messenger RNA of Neoarthrinium moseri, 1947 nucleotides long. RefSeq lists its product as uncharacterized. The transcript has 4 exons. Gene Ontology annotation, cellular component: microtubule; membrane; cytoplasm. Gene Ontology annotation, molecular function: GTP binding; microtubule binding; GTPase activity. Lineage: Eukaryota; Fungi; Ascomycota; Sordariomycetes; Amphisphaeriales; Apiosporaceae. The record is from RefSeq and is a predicted model, not a curated record. The coding region runs from base 1 to 1947 and encodes 648 amino acids.